AAAAGGUUGCUCCAAAAAAUGAUGAUGUUGGUCAACUCUGCCACGAAACAGGUUUUUCCCGUUGACUAUGAAACAGAGGUGUCACAGCGUCUCGUAGAAGCUGUUCAUUACGGUGACACAGACGCUUCGUUUGAGUAUAUUGCCAAUCCUUUGGUGGACGUGAACUUCGUCGGAACGGUGUCGUUUAAGUCCAAAACGACGGAGAUUGUGCUGCAGGACGAGUCGCCUCACCGAGUUCACUCGGUUUACGAGGAGUUCAAGACCGACGUCACUGCUCUGUUUCUGGCUGCGCAUUCAGGGAAUUUGACACUUCUGAGGAAGCUUCUGAAUGUCGGAGCUAAUGUAAAUAUGAGAUUGUUCCGGGGCUAUGCCACAACAGCAGCAGUAAGGGAAGGUCACCUCAAAGUGUUGGAGGUACUUAUCAAUGCAGGGGCAUCACAACUUGCAUGCGAGGAGGCAUUAUUGGAAGCAAGCUACUUGGGACAGGCAAGAUUUGCUGACCUACUCAUGCAAUCCAACAUGAUCCGUCCUCAGGUUGCAAUUCAUGCUCUUGUCUCUGCAUGUUGCAGAGGCUUUGUUGAGGUUGUUGAUGUACUCAUCAAGCAUGGGGUGGAUGUCAAUGCAAUUGAUAGGACAUUGCUUCAAUCUUCAAAGCCAUUUCUUCAUGCUAAUGUUGAUUGCAAUGCAUUAUUCGCUGCUGUUGUCAGCAGGCAGAUUAAUGUUGUUAGAUUACUGGUACAGGUUGGCGUAAGGCUUGAUAUCAAGGUGAAACUAGGGGCUUGGUCAUGGGACACAGAUACAGGAGAAGAAUUUCGUGUGGGUGUUGGACUAGCUGAGGCUUAUCCUAUCACCUGGUGUGCUGUGGAGUAUUUUGAAUCGACUGGUGCUAUAUUGCAUAUGCUUCUCUGCCACCUAUCGCCUAAUAGUUUGCACAUUGGAAGGACCCUCUUACACCAUGCUAUCAUUUGUAACAAUGAAAAGACAGUAAAUAUACUUCUAAGUAGUGGCGCUGAUCCAGAGAUGGUAGUGCAGACUACUGAAGAGACCAAUGUUCAUCCUAUUCAUAUGGCGGCGCGGUUUGGAUCAUGUAACAUUCUUCAGUGCCUGGUUAAUGCUAGUUGUAACUUGAACUCCCAAACAAAAUCCGGAGACACAGCAGUGAUGAUCUGCACAAGGUAUAAACAUGAGAAAUGCCUUGGAACCCUAGCAUCAGCAGGUGCUGAUAUGGGUGUGGUAAAUUCAUCUGGUCACUGUGCAACUUCAAUUUCAAACUCUCUUCAGUGGACUAAAGUCUUCCAGAAAGCAAUUUUAGAUGUAAUUAGAGCUGGGAAUGUUGUUAAAUCAAGCAAUGCCUCUAGAUUUUCGGCUUUGUUAUUUGCAACUAGUGUAAAUGAUUUAGAGGGUUUGAAGAGACUCAUUGAAAACAAGAACAUCAAUCUGAAUGAGCAAAAUGCCAAUGGAUUUUCAGCUGCAAUGAUAGCUGCUGCAGGGGGUAAUCUAGAGGCAUUCAAGUUGCUUCUUUACGCUGGGGCUGAUGUGACUAAGCUUAAAAACACGUAUGGUUUAACAGCACUUAACCUCAUAGAUGUGAGCCAAAAUGGCGUAGUGUUUCACAAAGUGAUGCUUGAGUAUGCACUUAAAAAGGGAUGCAAUGGUUCAAUUGAGGUGAAUCCUCUCCACCAUGCAACACGCUAUGGGGAAAUGAACAUUGUUCACAAACUACUAAAAGAAGGGUAUGAUGUCAAUGCUUUUGAUGGACAAGGAUACACCCCUUUGAUGUUAGCAGCAAGAGGAUGCAGAGGUGAAAUGUGUGAGCUUUUGAUCUCAUUUGGAGCCAAAUGUGAUAUUCAGAAUGGAAGACAUGAGACAGCACUUUCACUAGCAAGAGAAAAUGGCACAGGAAAUGAAGCAGAACGUGUGAUUAUGGAUGAACUAGCUCGAAGAUUAGUAUUGUGUGGUAGUCGUGUGAAGAAGCAUACAAAGUGUGGUAAAGGUUCACCUCAUAGCAAGUUACUACUAAUGGUGGGGGCUGCUGGAGUUUUGCGUUGGGGAAAAUCAAGUAAAAGAAACGUUAUUUGUAAGGAAGCUAAGGUUGGAGCUAGUGAGAAAUUUCGAUGGAACCGAAGGAGGAAGUUUGAUGUUGAUGAACCAGGAAUUUUCUAUGUUGUUACUACAAAAAAUAAGGAAUUCCAUUUUGUAUGUGAAGGUGGGGUUGAAAUGGCUCACUUGUGGGUAAGGGGGAUUAGAUCAGUAACUAAAGAAGCGAUUUUUGGUCUAAGAGCUGGUGUUUGA
This is a messenger RNA of Abrus precatorius (Indian licorice), 2292 nucleotides long. RefSeq names its product ankyrin-3-like. Lineage: Eukaryota; Viridiplantae; Streptophyta; Magnoliopsida; Fabales; Fabaceae. The coding region runs from base 19 to 2292 and encodes 757 amino acids. The transcript is spliced from 4 exons. The record is from RefSeq and is a predicted model, not a curated record. Gene Ontology annotation, molecular function: protein binding.